UUCAACUAGCCAUCCACGUUCUCGAAGACAGUGAACAUGAAAGAUGCGAAGAAAGACGGUCAUAAGAACCAACCCAACAGCGUCUCGCCACAGAAAGGAUUGGCAGGAACCAAUGAGAAGAACAAGCCUUCGAAGACAACCGCGUACAGAGGCACGAAAGAUCAUCGAGGUCAUCUACCAUCUACAAAGUCUUCAAAGGUCACCUCACCAGCAACGAGUGGACAAGCAGGAAACGAACCAUGCCACAACCCACAUCCAGUCACCAAGGCCAAGGACCACAAACACGGCGGAGUCCAAUCGUCAUCUACAAAGUCACCAGGAACCACCACUCCGGCACACAACGGUAAACCACGAGAGCACCACCGCAGUCCACUUCCGACCAACGCUGCCAAUGACCCUAUGCUUCAAGUCAAGCCACCAUCAAGCCCAACAAGGCUCACGUCGCAGGAGAGCAAAGGCCCUCACGGACCGGCAAUUUCUCCUGGGCACCACGCGGUCGGAAGUAACUCUCAAGAUCUGAAAUCGAACGCUGCAGUGGAGAAGCCCAGAGGCCACACGCGAUUUAUCUCGAACGACGAAGAGCGACCCCCAAAGCUGAAGACCGACACCGAACGCGUUCCUGUCGUGCCCGAGAUCGAUGAACAGAAGCCUAAAACAUCAGUGCCAAUUUCUGCUAAUCAGGAAAAAGGAGUGGAUGAAAAUGAAAACAGAAAGACACCUGGAAAAAGGAUAUUCGGUAUGAUCACGAGUUUCAAACGUCCGGAGGGUGCAGGGUUUAGGACGUUCCGUGCGAAGGAGGAAAACGAGCAUCGCUACGAAGACAUAGACCAGGCUAUUGAAAGGCUAGAGCCGAAACAUGGCACAAAAAUGUUUGCAGAAGAUGUAGAAGUAGAAAUGGAGCUAUCGCCAAACGCCAACGUUACAAAGCGCUCUAAGCGUUCCAAGAAGCGGCACGACGACGGGGCAUUGUCACCGGGUGCCACUUCAUUGGACGGAACAAGUAGGGUGACGCCUGUCACAUCUCCCACGGGUUUCAGCAGCCCGAGGUCCGGCACAACAUCGGCAGCCACAAAGAAAAGCAAGCGACCUCAAAGGCAGUUCACAGUAACUGGAGCGUUUGUGAAGUUGUGGAAGAGAAUGACAUACUUCGGACACAAAGGAGAUGGUGUAAGCCAAGUGGAAGAGUUUACCCCAGGGGAAGUCGCAUCAUUUGUCGGCGUGUUCCUCAUCCUCAUCGUCAUUCUACUGCUACUCUAUUAUUACUAUCAAAAGAGAACGUCGAAACUCGAACGUCUCCAACUGGACUGCACUUCGUCAGAAUGCCAAAAAAUUCGAAAGAGCUUGACGUCGAUGCUCAACGUCGACGCUGACCCAUGCACCGACUACUACAGUUACGUAUGUGACAACUGGCUUCAGAACCACAGUAAUGUCAGUUUCAUCGAACACACUGUACAACUAUACCAUCGCAACAUCAACGCCACACUUUUCGGCAGCAAACCAGAACCGACAGACAAGCAAGGCAUGCACCUCUUCAGCAGACUCUACAGGACAUGCUACGAAUACUUGGUCGACAGCGAUCUGACUCUCGAGACUAUUGUGUCUAUCACUAGCCAAGAACUCGGGAUAUCGCAAGUUCUUAAAGCGAGUACCUUCGCAGAAAUCUUAACAUAUUUGGUCAAUGCAUCAGUUACAAGAGGAUUUUCUUCACUGUUCAGUUUAAACUUUAUAUACAAGGACAAAAAGCCGUACCUCUAUCUUCAAUCAACGGCAUCUAUUCAGGAUCGCAUUGAGGAAACGAUACGAGGCGCUGUUCCACAAGAACGGAACUACUCUUUCAGCUCUCAGUUUGAAGGUUACGUGAGAGAUGUGGUGAAGGCAAUUUACCACGAAAAUGAUGCAGAGAGACACGUCGGCCAAGUUGUCAAGUGGGACCGGGCCUUCGACAUCCUUCUCAAGAAACCUUCAACGGAGGUUUACAAAAGUUUGGACGCCUUAAGCGAUGUCUUCGCCCCUAUCAGCAUGAAUCAAGUAGUGGAUCUAGUGAACAGAAUGACUCCGCCCAGACUGGCAUUAAACGCAGCCAAAGACCUCAUCUUAGUACGUGGAUUCCAAGCCAUUGUCGAUAUGAUCGCCACCAUAAGCAACGAAACGCUCUUGUCUAGAGGCAUCUACUUUGCAGUCCAUUUGAUUACGAACGUUCUUCGUUUCUUCUACCUGCAACAACAUCUCAUCAACGCCUCGCCUGACGUUCUAGUCACAACCUGCUUACGAAUCACUCAAAAGGCUUUGUUGCACACCUGGCCCUAUCUGAUAUCGCGAAAACUUAAUUACGCCGACAGAGCAUCGGCAGCUCUGAUGCUUGCACAGUCUAUCAAACUGGCAGUGAAGCAAGGAGAAGCGAGCAAAUGGAUGACUGCUGACAGCACAGACUUCAUCACGUCUGAACUGGAUACACUGAAUAUCGUAACGUACCACAGCUCCAUGCUGGAUCAUAUGCAAAGCACAUAUGACCAGCUUCCGGUCGGAGACAAUGUCUUCCUGGUCACCUACUUCGCCAUCAAGCGCUUUGAGACAAAAGUGCUGUUGAAUUGGCUGCCAACAGACGCCGACAGCGUCAUUGCUGAACAUCAGGUCAUGUCCAACCUACAAGGGGUUCGCUUUAAAGACAAGCUUUGGCUCUUCAUUUCUACAGCGUACCAGAGCGCUCCAUUGUUCCAGUUUAAUGCGCAGGCGAAUGUACUUCCAUUUUAUAUGAACCAUCCAACUGUUGGGGUGCUCGUGGCCAAGGAAUUGGUACGCUCCAUCACGCUUUCCAGGAACUGGGACCACAAAACGAGCCAGGCAGUCCAGAAAUACAUGGAUUGCUUGGCGUCCAUACAAAGUUCGCUAGGAAUCCAGCCUGAAGACCAAGUUACCUGGCAGAAAGAGGCGUUUGCAUGGUCAUACGGGUCCCGCUUGUCAUACCGCGCCAUGCGAGAAAUAUUUCACGACUAUUCUAAACUCGAUUCUUCCCUAUUUCAUGCUGCACAAGAGUUGUUCUUCAUCUUGUCAUGUCUCAUUUCUUGUUCGCCACGCGAUUCAGGACCAGCGUUCUUGUCCAAGGAGCAGUGCAUCAUUCCUCUUCUGAGCAAUGUUGACUUUUUGCAAUACUAUAAGUGCACAAAUAUUACGCGUUUAACGUGUAUUUCUUCGCUCUACUCUAGUUAAGUUGCGGAAUGACCUCCAGUUCACGACCACUGGUUCAUACAAAUGUAUCGCAAUAUUCACUUUGAUAUCUUCAUUUGACUUGAA
This is a messenger RNA of Ornithodoros turicata, 3291 nucleotides long. RefSeq lists its product as uncharacterized. Lineage: Eukaryota; Metazoa; Arthropoda; Arachnida; Ixodida; Argasidae. The transcript is spliced from 2 exons. The record is from RefSeq and is a predicted model, not a curated record. Gene Ontology annotation, biological process: protein processing. Gene Ontology annotation, cellular component: plasma membrane. Gene Ontology annotation, molecular function: metalloendopeptidase activity. The coding region runs from base 37 to 3207 and encodes 1056 amino acids.